Pogonomyrmex barbatus (red harvester ant) is the source of this 1098-nucleotide messenger RNA. RefSeq lists its product as uncharacterized. NCBI's taxonomy places the organism in Eukaryota, Metazoa, Arthropoda, Insecta, Hymenoptera, Formicidae. Gene Ontology annotation, molecular function: sequence-specific DNA binding. The record is from RefSeq and is a predicted model, not a curated record.
AAAGUAAAAUAAGAUUUCAAAAUUUUAACGCCAUAUUUCCAAAUGUUUUCAGCUCAGAUAAUAGAAGUAUAGAAGAAGACAGAGACUCACUUUCAUUACCCAUCCCUUUCUUUCGGUCAUCUUCCUUGGGAGCAUUAGUGGGAUAGAUAUUAUUGUUUUGAUUUGUGCAUUAUAUUUAACUGUAGACUUUAAUUACCUUUAAAAGUUGAAAAUUCAAUUGGGACUUGCUGAGAUUUGCUGGGACUUAUGCAAAAAGAAGAAGAAUUAGUUUUAAAAGAUUGAAAGCGCGCUCUGCUUUACAUUGUACAGGUUAUGUAGCUGAUGAUUGGGACGUAAUCAUUGCAGAUAUACUUUGGGAAUUUAUUUUUAACUGGUACAGUGGAAGAUGGUUGGGUAUUGUCAUGUUUGUAGAUUAGGAGCUGGAGAAAGACAUGAUAUAUCUAUUCAUCGGCUGCCAAAGGAUGAAAACAUCAGAGAAAAUUGGUAUGCAUUUAUUGGCUAUAAAGCAAGUACACAUAUUGGAGUUUGUAGCAGACAUUUCAAGCAGUCUGAUUUUAUUUACAAAAUAUAUGGAGAUGCUGUUAGAAGAUACCUUAAACCAGGAGCUUAUCCAUCUGUACACUGUUCACGAAAUAUUAAAACUAAAGAAAAAGUUAAAGUCAAUAUUAUGGAUGAAACUACUGAUGUUUGUUCAUCGGAAGUUGAAAAUAACAUUUAUCUAGAUGAAAGUCUGAUAAAAGAAGAAAUACAUGAAACAAUAAGUGUAGAUGGAACUAUAACAGAUACAGAGGAUUCCAAAAAUGAUCAAUUGAAGAGAAAAAGUGAAGAUUCUUUAACUCCUAGAAAACGCUUUCACAAUCUGAGAUCCAUUGAAGAUUUGUCUAGAAAAGAUUUUACUUCAGAUGAGGCUUGGUUUACUUUUGAAAAUUAUUUACUACACAUGAAAAUAAAUACAAAAUCAAAGAAAAAAAAUUUAGAUUUAUUUAAACAAAUUAUGUAACAGUUUGCAGAAAAUGAUAAAUCUUAUGAAAACUCAAACUUGUGAUGCAACGAAUGUUACAGUAGAAAUCUAAAUUAAAAUUUCAAAGAUUAUCGAGA